AUGGCUUUCGCUGCUUCGACCAGGGGUCGAGGCCUUUUCGAGAUAGUAAGCGGUACGAAAAUAAAACCUGUAGAAGCCGGAGAUGAGCUGACCAAGUGGGUGAAGGACGAUGCCAAGGCUCAAGAAAUCAUCGUAACUCGUAUGGAGCAGGGGCCACUUACUCAUCUUAUGUCAUGCGAAACAUCGAAAGAAAUGUGGAGCGAAGUGCAACUUUGGCACGCGUGCUGUACAUGUGACGAGCAUUUACAAUUACUAAAGUUGGCACGAAUUUACGCAUGCGUGUUACCGUUACCGGUUAAUCAUCUAACCUACAAAAUGGCAGGAGAAAUAAACGAUGAAUUAUUACUACAGUGUGUGGCGAACUAUCGGCCGUUAUAUGACAAGAGCUACGAAGGGUACAAAUCAGUUCUUCAAAAAGAGAACUGUUGGAGAUCAGUGGCCGAUUCACUGAACAGAGAUGUUGCAACAGUUAAAGCUCGCUUUAAAGCCCUUCGAGAAAAAUACCGUAGGGAAAUAAGUACAGAAGAAAAGUUGAACCGUAGCGGCGCACCUGCCAAUACAAGACCUACUUGGCCACUUAUGAGCUUUUUUAAGUUUUUAUAUAAAAGUGAUGGACAAAGUAGGCAAACAACUACAAAUCUGCCCUCAAGUUCAGGUGAAAGUAGUAGUAUCAACUCUGAAGUGGAAACUGAAAUAAUUACAUUCAUUGACCAUGACUACGAAGGUUGUUUUUCACCUGUCAGUAACAACACAUGGCAAAGCGAAAUGGAGAAUACUCCACAACGAAAAGGGAAGCAAAGUACAAAAAGAAAGUGUGACCGGUCUGAUGUCGUUGAAAUUGAUUCUGUGCUUAAGGAUGUGUCCAGUGCAUUACUUUCGUUAAAUAAUACAGACAACAAUGGUACAAAAUAUGAGAAAUUUGGCCAAUAUGUAGCUGCCGAGCUAAAAGACAUGACUACAAGUCACGCAGAUGAAGUAAUGGAUGCAUUAACACUUCAAUUAGUUUCAUUCAAAAAACGCAUUAGAGAUCAAUCCUUCAGUUAGUUAAGUAGUUUGCGAUGUAUUUAUAACAAUGUCAUUAACGAUUUAGUUCAAGUUUAUUAUGCAUACAGGGUGGAUGUUUAGUUUUAAUAUUGGAAAUGAUUUGUUAGCGAAUUUACUAAUUCAAGGUUUUCGACGAUACUAUUACAUUGUAUGGUUCAAGAUUUUCAUUAUUUUAUUUCAUUAAGCAAUACAAUCUUCAAAAUGAUAUUAGAACAUUACAGUAUUAAACGUUUCAAUUAGUUUUAUUUAUUACAUUCCACUGCCAUGGUGCUAAAGAUGCUCCUGAACCAUUGAAGUAUU
Messenger RNA from Photinus pyralis (common eastern firefly), 1344 nucleotides. RefSeq lists its product as uncharacterized. The record is from RefSeq and is a predicted model, not a curated record. The coding region runs from base 1 to 1044 and encodes 347 amino acids. The transcript is spliced from 5 exons. NCBI's taxonomy places the organism in Eukaryota, Metazoa, Arthropoda, Insecta, Coleoptera, Lampyridae. Gene Ontology annotation, biological process: regulation of transcription by RNA polymerase II. Gene Ontology annotation, cellular component: nucleus; transcription regulator complex.